Molecule: messenger RNA, 996 nt
Organism: Annulohypoxylon truncatum
Lineage: Eukaryota; Fungi; Ascomycota; Sordariomycetes; Xylariales; Hypoxylaceae
Product: RNA cap guanine-N2 methyltransferase-domain-containing protein
Exons: 3
Coding region: 169-951 (260 amino acids)
Biological process (GO): 7-methylguanosine RNA capping; 7-methylguanosine cap hypermethylation
Cellular component (GO): nucleus
Molecular function (GO): RNA cap trimethylguanosine synthase activity
Source: RefSeq, a predicted model, not a curated record
AGCCUUAGUAGAUGCAAAUCUUGUCUUUUCAACAACUUCACCAUUUCAACGUUUUUCUUAAUCUGCUGUUGUUAGCUCUCAAAAACCAAGAAUUAAUGAGAUUGUAUUCUUGUCACUUUAAAUUGAUUCUAUUAGGCAACCCAUGCAUGCUGAUCCAACUCUGUCAGGAUGAAACAAGUCAAGAAGCUGCCUCUAACAAAUGAAUGCCAUCACUGGACUCGUCUAGGUGAGGUUCCAUGGGACUUACAGAAGUACUGGCAACAGAGAUACACUAUUUUCCCUUACUACAAUGAGGGUAUCUAUAUGACCGAAGCUGCUUGGUACGGUGUUACCCCUGAACCAGUUGCAAACCAAAUCGCAUACGAACAUGCUUCUAUUAUUAGUUCUACAAAGACCACAGUCAUAGAUCUAUUUGCCGGCGUGGGAGCGAACGCCAUCAGCCUUGCCCUAGCUACGACCCAGGACGGCAUAACGCCCCGCUGGGAAAAGGUGAUCGCUAUCGAGCUAGACGCAGCCACUCUCGCCUGUGCCCAACAUAACGCAUCUCUGCAUGGUGUGGCUGACAACAUCAUCUGGGUCUUAGGUGAUAGCUUCAAAUUCCUAGAGACUCUUCUACACUCCCCUGAAAAGCUUGAGAAUGACUUGCAGGUGAACGUGGCCACCACUGCCUUGUUUGCAUCUCCACCAUGGGGCGGACCAGGCUAUAGGACCGACGAGAUCUUUGACCUAAGCACGAUGGAACCCUAUAACUUGGCCACGCUGCAUGAAGCUUAUAGAACCAUGGAUCACGCGCUUUACCUUCCACGUACAAGCGACCUCAGGCAAAUCGCCAAACUGAUUCCUGAUGGGACAAAAAUCGAAGUUGUCCAGUAUUGUGUCGAAGGUGCAAGUAAAGCAAUGGUUGCAUACAUACCUGCUGCUCAGGAUGAAGAUUCUCAUAUGGAGACAUAACAUUCACAAACUUCACUAAAUCAAUCAUGCUAGCUGCGCAAUUCU